Anopheles merus is the source of this 1614-nucleotide messenger RNA. It is a transcript of the gene Pex19, whose product is annotated as peroxisomal biogenesis factor 19. Bases 332 to 1246 code for a protein of 304 amino acids. Gene Ontology annotation, cellular component: peroxisome; peroxisomal membrane. NCBI's taxonomy places the organism in Eukaryota, Metazoa, Arthropoda, Insecta, Diptera, Culicidae. The record is from RefSeq and is a predicted model, not a curated record. Gene Ontology annotation, biological process: protein import into peroxisome membrane. The transcript is spliced from 4 exons.
GUGCGUAUGCGCGUUCUCGCUCUUUCGCAUUUGCACACAAUGCCAAGUUGCACAAUGCCCCCACAUUGCCGGGUGUAAAGUCCAAAAGUUUACUUUUAGCUAGAGAUUGAAUUACUUUUUGUCUAUUUUAGCUACAGCAUAAACCGGCCACAAUAAACAAUCGCUAUUUCAUCAUCACAUUUUGGUGAGUCGAUGUGUGCAGUUCGUGGUCAUAAUAAUAUGAAGUGAAAAUUGACGACAGCGAAAAUAUACAUAUGAUUGCCGCAUAAUCUGUUUUCGGAUCCCAGUAGCCGUACAUACUAAGUCGCGUAUAAAAAAACACAAAUAGGAAAUGGCCGAAUCAAAGAAACCAACCGAGGAUGGCUCCCGGGACAAGGAGCUGGACGACCUGCUCGACAGCGCGCUCGAGGAUUUCUCCAAACACAAAGCAGACCCCAAAAAGCCGGCCAAGAGCGAGGGCGGUGGUGCUAGCGGCUCGGGCGAACAGACCGUUCAGCACGAAGAUCCGCCAACGGAGCAGCUUUGGAAUGAAGAGUUUAUGGAUCAGCAGGCGAAAAUGUUCGAGCAGCACAUGGCCGCCCUGUUCGGGGGUGGCGAAAAGGUGGACAGCGAACAGAUCAUGCUCGGCUUCCAGCGGAUCGCCGAGGCGGCCGGUAUGGCGGUGCGGGCGGAAGGACCGGCGGCGCCCGAUGCGGAACCGUCGCCGGCCAACACGCUCGACCCCACGAUCAGCCAAAGCAUUAGCGACGCCCUGAAGGCGAUGAGCGAGGGGCGGGAAAACCUGCAAACCCCGUUCAGCCCGGAGGAUGUGGCCAACAUGUUCGGCAACAUUGACCUGAACGCGUCGGGCGAAAACAAUGCCUUCCUGCCGUUCAUGCAGAACAUGAUGCAGAGCCUGCUGUCGGCGGACGUGCUGCUGCCGAGCAUGCGGGACCUCGUCGGCAAGUACCCGCAGUGGCUGGCGGAGCACUCGGCCACCCUGCCCAAGGAGGAGAAGGAGCGGUACGAGAAGCAGCUGGCGCUGAUGCAGGAAGUUUGCACCGAGCUGGAGAAGGAAACGCCCGACGACAGUGCGGAGGUGAAGAAGGAACGGUUUCAGAUCGUGCUGGAGAAGAUGCAAUCGAUGCAGGACCUGGGCCAACCGCCGGCCGACCUGGUCGGUGAUCUCGGUGGACCGGGCAAUCUCAACCUGCCAACGCUAGAUCCGUCGUCGUUUAGUGAGCAAAACCCCUGUCCCAUCAGUUAACUCCGCGCGCAUAAACAGUGGCCUGCUCGGAUGUGACGCUGGGGUCGGUCGCUUCGGGGGGAGGGAAAUGAAUGUGAUGCUCCCUCCCUUUCGCCCCCCCCCCCUUUUUUUUGGUCGGUAUGAUGGUGGUGUUGGCUUCACAUUGCAGUCGUAUUACCGGAAUGCUAUGUGUGUUUGGGUAUUGCGUAGGAUUUUGUUUGUUAGUUUUAGUAUCCUUUUUUUUUGUUUCUUUGGAGCCGAUGAGGCCGAACAAUAUUCACGGUGUGCGUGCACCGUUGGACCGGGUUGCUUAAGCAUUGUUACACUACACCUACAAAAAUAAAACAAAAAACGCUGCAAGCGUUCGACGAAGCGCUGAACUGUAAAAA